GCUGGGACAUUCCUGGUUUGACGACCAGCCUUGCCGCUGCCAUGAUUUGCUGAGCAAUUCGACACUGGCUUCAAAGAUGCGUGUGUGGAAGAGGCAGCGGUAGAGACGGAGACGGAGAGCUGGAGAAAGUUACAAUAACGGGUCGCUACAGAGGCGCAGAAAGAGACAGAGAGAGCGCACCGAGCCGGGACCUUUAUCCAAACUUCCCAAGAGAAAACUCUCCAGCACCACGGCUCGAGUUUAGACCGGGGGGAGUUGUCGCACCUUGGCCCCGAAAGCUUGCGCUCCUCUUCGGGUCUGAAAACUCUUCCCCCUUCUUCCAACCUCCGGCUGUUUUCAUGUUCCUCCCGUCGUCUCGCACUUUGAGCCCGUUUCUAAUGGAGGGCCCCGUACGGAUUUGCCACCAGAAGAAUGCGUUUUGCUGCUGAUUCAGCCGACGACUCGCAGCCUUUGCGCUCCUGCACGGAGAGGUUUGCUGAAAACACGAGGGCGUACGCACCGGGCAACACGGCCGCUGGCAGGGGUCAGAGUCCACCAUGGACGGUGGCCUGAGGGUCCUCCUGUCCACUGUGCUGUGUCUCAGCCAGUCCCUGCUCAUCAGCUGCUCAUCUCAAUAUCCCUUCUUCCGCUCUGAGCCCACCUCCCUGGUCCAGAGUCGAGGCUCCGUGGCUCGCCUGCGCUGCCUGGUUAGCCCUCCGUCGGCGGUGGUUUCCUGGCGCUUCGGAGGCCUCCCCCUGGACCGGGACGCUCUGCCCGGUUUGGAGCUCGGCGGGGGCUCCCUCACCAUCUCCUCCCUCACGCCCAGCCACGUCGGCGUUUAUCAGUGCGUGGCACGCUUAGACCACGGGCCGGCGGUCGCCAGCCGCCACGCUCGUGUGGCCAUAGCAGAAAUAUCAGAAUAUGAAGAUGGCAGACGGCGGCCGUUGUCAGUGCAGGAAGGCAGCACUGUCCUCAUAGAGUGUCCACUACCACACAGCGUCCCUCCAGCUCUGCCCAGGCUCAGAGUACGAGGGGAGUGGAUGGAGGCGUCAACAGACGACUAUUUAGUGCUUCCGUCUGGGAACCUCCAGAUCGUCUCCGUUUCGUCGCAGCACCAGGGCGUGUAUAAAUGUGGAGCGAUCAACCCGGUCACAGGGGAAAGCGUCAUCCAGAAACACGGCACGAGAUUAUCCGUCAAAUCUUCAGACCCCUCCUUGUCAGUGAGGAUAGUUUAUCCCUCCGCCCCAACGACUGUCACGGUGCAGAAGUCCCAGCCGCUGACGUUGGAGUGUGUGGUGUCAGGAUCCCCUGCAGCCGCAGCCAAGUGGUUGAAGAACGGCGAGGAGGUCAAACCGGGGCCUUCCCACCAGCUACGGCACAACAACCUGGCGUUUUUAUCGGGGCUGACGACGGGCGAUGAAGGGAGUUACAGCUGCGCCGUUGACACUCAAGAGGGGACUCUGAUCAGCGCCAACUACACCGUGAACGUCCUCGAACCCGCCUCCGUCCCCGAGGAUCUGGGCGACCAGCUCGUGUCCCCCGGCUCUUCCGCGACUUUCACCUGCGCGGCGAGAGGAAACCCUCAGCCGAACGUCACCUGGCUGUUCAACGCCGAGCCCGUCGUCCCGUCGCGCCGCGUCCAGAUCUCCGGCUCCUCGCUGCUCGUCUCGGACGUCACGCCGCAGGACGAGGGCGUGUACCAGUGCCUGCUGGACAACGGGAUCGGCUCGGCGCAGUCACGUGGGGUUCUCACGGCUCGGUCGGAUCCGACGCUGGGCUCCACCAGCGGCGUGCUGCCGGAGGCCUCGCCGUCGCUCCACCCCAUUCAGAGCGACGAGGGCCACGAUCGCUUCCUCACCGAGGACGAGAGCGAAGCGUCCAACCUGCCGGCCGACAGAAGCGCCGACCGCCCCACCCCAGAGGCGCCGAUCAUCAUCAGCCCGCCGCAGACUCACAAGCCCGACAUGUACGACCUGGAGUGGAGGGCGGGCCGAGAUGGAGGGAGCCCCAUCAGCGCCUACUUUGUCAAAUAUCGGAAGGUUGAUGAAAUGGGAACAGUGGUGGGAAGCUGGAACACGGUCCGUGUCCCUGGCAGCGAGAAGACCCUCAGGCUGUCAGAGCUGGAGUCCUCCAGUCUCUACGAGGUGCUGAUGGUGGCUCGGAGUUCAGCCGGCGAGGGUCAGCCAGCCAUGCUCACAUUCCGCACCGGAAAGGAGAAGAGCACCUCCUCCAACAAGAAUCCGUCCAAGCCUCCUGUCAUCUCCAUGCCGCCCAAAGUUCAAGAGGACAAAACCCCCAACACCCACUUCGGAGUCGUCAUCCUGGACAGGGUACCUGAGGCUCCCGAUCGGCCGACCAUCUCCAUGGGGACCGAAAGCUCGGCCUACGUCGCCUGGAUCCCGAGAGCCAACGGCGGCUCUCCGAUCACAGCCUUCCGCGUGGAGUACAGACGCGGCCGCAGUGCAGAGUGGGCGGUGGCUGCAGAUAACAUCUCGCCUCUCAAGCUUUCUGUGGAGGUUCGAAACCUGGAGCCUGGAUCCACCUACAAGUUUCGGGUGGUUGCCAUGAACAUGUACGGCGAGAGCCCGCACAGCAUCCAGUCCAAACCGUACCAGGUGCCUCAAGCCAGCCCCCGGAUCGCCGACCGCCCGGUGGUCGGACCUCACAUCUCCUCCACGGACGCCAUCAGCGACACGCAGAUCUUGCUGCGAUGGACUUAUAGUCCCUCGAGUAACAACAACACUCCGAUCCAAGGCUUCUACAUUUACUACCGGCCCACGGACAGCGACAACGACAGCGACUAUAAAAGGGACGUGGUGGAAGGCGUAAAGAACUGGCACAUGAUUGGAUACCUGCAGCCCGAGACGUCUUACGAUAUCAAAAUGCAGUGCUUCAACGACGGGGGAGAGAGCGAGUACAGCAACGUCAUGAUCUGCGAGACCCGAGCACGUCAGCCUCCCGGCUCGCCCAGCCAGCACCCCAUCACCCCGCCCGGCCCCCACCCUCAGGACCCCCCCAGCCCUCCUGGAGGAUUGCUGUACCUGAUUGUGGGCUGCGUUUUGGGAGUGAUGGUGCUCAUCCUGCUGGCUUUCAUCGCCAUGUGUCUGUGGAGGAAUCGGCAGCAGAACAACAUGCACAAGUACGACCCCCCCGGCUACCUCUACCAGCCAGCGGAGAUGAACGGCCACAUGCUGGAGUACACCACGCUGCCCGGCUCCAGCCGCCUCAACGGCAGCAUCCACGGGGGCUACGGGCACAGCGGCCAGAUGUUACCCCCCCAGGGAUGUCAUCACCUCCACCACAAACUCCCCAACGGCUUGGCCAUGCUCAACGGCUCCGGCGGCCUGUUCUCACCUGGCCACCCACACGGCCACGAUGGCACCCUGCCCCACGGCACCCGGGACUGCGAGCACUCGCACCCUCACCACCACCACAACGGUGGAGGCAUGUACACAGCUCUUCCCCAAACAGAGUCCUCAGACUGUAUGAGCUGUCAGAACCUCUGCAACAACAACAGAUGUUACAACAAGACCAAUGGCACUUUCUCCAGUGGCACUCUGCCCUUAAUGCAUCGCGUGGCGCCGUGCCAGCAGGACGGGCUGGAGAUGGUGCCUCUGGGCCAGGUUUCCUCGCAGUGCCGCGGCCCUGACGGCCAGACGCUCUCCGGCGACCAGAAGGCCGACGCAGGGCACCAGCCAGAAGAGCACGGGGACUCCUCGCCCUCGCAGCAUUCCUGCUGUCUGAUGAUGAACAGUGAAAACUCCCCAGCACAAAAUACUGCUGAGGAGGAGCUGGAGUGCGUGGACAUGGAGGGGCCUGUGGUGUGCUGGGAGAGUCUUGGCCUGCCUGACUUGGACUGUGACGAGAAGCCUGGGUGGAUCUCCAGCUGUAGCCUGGCAGGAGAGCUGAUCCAGCCCGGCCCACAGGAGGCCUGAACGCAGCCCACACACAAAACACGCUCCUACAGCGCGGAGGGCUUCGAGAAGCGCGAGGCUGGACGAGGAAGAAGGAAGAGCGAGCGACGUGAUAGUCAGAGACACUGCAUGUUACGGUGACAAGGACACAAAAAAAAACUGUUGACGGACUGAAAUGAGACGAGGGACGUGUGUGGAAAGAGAAAAAAAAAAUAAAUACAAAAAAGAGGCUUGGAGACACUGAGAGCAAAGCCAGAUGGAGAGACACUAUUUCCCACUGGAGGGAAGACUUUCAUAAAAGAUCAAAAAAACUCUUUAGAUGACUUAUUUAUUUUUUGUAGUAGUAAAAUAUUAUUUCAUAUGAAUGUAUCUGUUUUAAAGAAAAAAGUUUGUCUUUUAUAUUAUUUAUGCCUUUUGGAUGAGAAAUACUUUUUAUUUUCUGUCGUCUUGUCUCUCUGUGUUCCACUCCAGUGUGGAGAUUAGCAAUUGUCUGUGUAAAGUUUUGUAAUAAUAUAAAGAGAAGAUAUGGGAGAGUCAA
Molecule: messenger RNA, 4431 nt
Organism: Mugil cephalus (flathead mullet)
Lineage: Eukaryota; Metazoa; Chordata; Actinopteri; Mugiliformes; Mugilidae
Gene: cdon
Product: cell adhesion associated, oncogene regulated
Exons: 19
Coding region: 537-3914 (1125 amino acids)
Biological process (GO): axon guidance; nervous system development; cell-cell adhesion
Cellular component (GO): axon; plasma membrane
Molecular function (GO): protein binding
Source: RefSeq, a predicted model, not a curated record